AUGAGUGUGACGGAUGAAAGCAAAAAAUUGGAACAGUUAGAGUCACAGCUGAAGCAAAAGCAAUCUGAAUUGAAAGAAAUAGAUUCGCAAUUGAAAGAGAAGGAAGCAAAACUGCAAUCAGUGAAAAAAAUGGAAAAUCUGGAAGAGGAAUUGCGGAAGUCUUUCGAAGGCGAGAUGAAGAUAAAGAGUGCAAAAAUUGAAAGUUUGGAGAAAGAAAUUGCAAAAGAGCGACAAAAAGUUUCGUCGAUUGAAGCGGAUGAACAAGAAAAGUUGGAAGAUUUGAAAUCACAGCUGAAGCAGAAGGAAUCGGAUCUGAGUGAAAAAGAGUCGAAAUUGAAAGCAAAGGAAUCAGAGCUGCAGUCACUGAAACAGAGCAAAGAAGUCCAAGAGAAACAACUGCGAGAAAUUCAGGAAAAGGAGCGCUCAGCAGCAGAUGCAAUGCGGGAGCUGGACAGUAAAAAGACCGAAGCAGAAAGGUGA
Molecule: messenger RNA, 480 nt
Organism: Anisakis simplex (herring worm)
Lineage: Eukaryota; Metazoa; Nematoda; Chromadorea; Rhabditida; Anisakidae
Source: the annotation of a GenBank genome assembly